This is a messenger RNA of Cucumis melo (muskmelon), 1127 nucleotides long. Its product is annotated as NADPH-dependent pterin aldehyde reductase-like. Gene Ontology annotation, biological process: folic acid-containing compound metabolic process. Lineage: Eukaryota; Viridiplantae; Streptophyta; Magnoliopsida; Cucurbitales; Cucurbitaceae. Bases 141 to 893 code for a protein of 250 amino acids. Gene Ontology annotation, cellular component: cytosol. The transcript is spliced from 5 exons. Gene Ontology annotation, molecular function: oxidoreductase activity, acting on the CH-OH group of donors, NAD or NADP as acceptor. The record is from RefSeq and is a predicted model, not a curated record.
GGACAAGGAGUUGGUGAUGUUCAAAAAGAUAAGGUAGAGUUUUUGUGUGGAGGUGGUGAUAUAUAAUAGUACUGAAGGAAAGAGAAAGGUAUGGUGAGUUUGUAAUUAAAAAGCUAAGAGAAAAGCAAAAAAGAAAAAAAAUGAUGCAAGAAGAAGGUAGGAAGGAAGAAGAUGGUAAGAGUUCACUUGUAAUUCUGAUCACGGGAGUGAGCAGAGGGUUAGGACGAAGUUUGGGUUUAGAGUUGGCAAAGCUUGGUCAUACCAUUGUUGGUUGUUCUCGUAAUCAUGACACUCUUCAUUCUCUUCAAACGCAACUCUCUUCUGUCUCCACUAAACAACACUUGCUCCUCAACCUUGAUGUGACUUCCAAUAGUGGUGUUGAAGAUCUACUUCAAGCUGUCCUUCAAACAAAUCUCAUUCCUGAUAUCCUUGUGAACAAUGCUGGUAUAGCGAAUGAGAAGUCAAAGUUUUGGGAGAUUCCUCAAAAGGAAUUUGAUUCAGUGAUUGAUACAAAUAUCAAAGGAACAGCAAAUGUACUUCGUCAUUUCAUUCCUCCUAUGAUCGCAAGGGAGAAGAAAAUUAUUGUGAACAUGUCUUCAUUGUGGGGAAGAAUUGGGGCUCCUAUGUUCUCACCGUAUAGCGCAUCAAAGUGGGGAAUUGAGGGAUUGACGAAGUCGAUUGCAGAAGAGCUGCCAAAGGGAAUGGCUAUUAUUGCACUUCAUCCUGGCAUUGUAAACACUGACAUGCUCCGCACCGCCUUCGGUGAUUUCGCCUCUAAUUACCAAAAUCCUCAACAAUGGGCUACGAAGGCAGCUUCUAUGAUUCUCAAUCUUUCAAGUGCUGAUAAUGGUGCAUCUCUCACUGUUGAGGAUCCUGGAAUUCUUGUUAGGUGAAUUCUCAUGAUUUCAUCGAGAAAUUAUAUAUAUUGCUCAAGAAACUUUCUUGUUAGUCUGUGUUCUUUUUUCCUCCUUUGCUUAUAUUAUGAUAUGUUUGGCUGUUGUUAUAAUAAUUAUAAUUAUAGUUAUUAUUAUUUCUCUACUCCAAGACAUAUUAAUGUUGUGUGAGGACGAUAUUCAACUAUAACGUGGAAAGUAUUAAUUUUAAUAUAUACUACAUUCUUAUCUUAA